This is a messenger RNA of Cyprinus carpio (common carp), 2213 nucleotides long. Its product is annotated as fasciculation and elongation protein zeta-2-like. Lineage: Eukaryota; Metazoa; Chordata; Actinopteri; Cypriniformes; Cyprinidae. Bases 70 to 1023 code for a protein of 317 amino acids. The record is from RefSeq and is a predicted model, not a curated record. Gene Ontology annotation, cellular component: cytoplasm; axon. The transcript is spliced from 7 exons.
CCCCGCCCCCUACGUCCUCUAUCGCACGAGCGCGCGUGCGUACGCUGCGUCCCGUCGUCCGCCAGAGUCAUGGCGGCCCCGGUCGCUCCUCUCGAUGAAGACUGGGAGGAUUUUAACGAAUUCAAAGCAGCCGAUUUGCACACCAGCUGGUCCGCGGCACCAGAGAGUUCGCCGCAGAUCCAAAGCUCCGCAUCUUUCGACGAGACGCUGAGCGCGAGCUUCCCUUCCUCUAGCAGCGCGCGCGCGAGCGUCUCAGUGAGUGCAGUGAGUGAGUCCGAGCUGCUGCGCGACGACGAGAUAUGGAACACUUUGACGGAGAACUACGGCAAUGUGAUGCCAGUGAACUGGAAAACCUCUCACGCUCGUUCACUACACCUGCCCACGCUGAACCUCGGCCCUCAGGAGAGGGAGGAGAUCAAUGAUCUUGAUCUGUCUGAUGACGAGGAGCUUAGAGAUCAGAUGGACAUGCACACCAUCAUCAUCUCGUGUGUGAACGAGGAGCCGCUGUUUACUGCGGAACAGGUCAUAGAAGAGAUUGAAGAGAUCAUGCAACAGUCUCCAGAUGACGAGGAAUACGAGAGUCCAUCUCAGUUUGACCUCUCCUUGAUGUCGGAUGAGUUACACGUGCUCACACAUUCCACAUCUAGCAGCAGCUACGAGGAGCGGUUGCGUGGUCUGUGCGUGUCUGAGCUGCUGGAGCGUCUGGAGGAGGUGGAGCGACAGAUCCGUGGUUUCUCUGAGGAGCUGAUCGAUCAGCUGGCGGUGAGGGAGGAGCUGGACUAUGAGAAGGAGGUGAAGAACACGUUCAUCUCGGCGCUCAUCGACGUGCAGAACAGACAGAAAGAACAUCGAGAGCUGCUGAAGAAAAAGAGGAAGAUAAAGGCCACAGGCGGCGAUCAGAUAUCCAACCGCUCGCAUGUGCCAGGAACCUAUUUGACGACGGUGAUCCCGUACGACAGGAGCAGCGGCGCGCUGUCUGUAGAAGACCUGCAGAUCCUGACCAAGAUGUUGUGUCCCACGUAGUGUUUCUGGAGCUGAACCCAGCUGAUCUCAUCGGUUCGUCGGACGUCUGAUCAUCUGCAUCUCUCCAGAUGAUGUUCUUCUCUAAUCAUGCACAGAAUUGACCUGCCAGUGGCAUUUAUUUCUCAGUCCUAUUGUAUGUUUUGUUAUGUGUAGAUGUUAUUGUGUGAUUGAGCAUGAGUGCAGUAUUUAGUUUAUUUCCUAAUGCAGUUCACAUUUCACUUACUAUCAGAUUCCACUAGUUUACUCUAAUAUCACAGUGCAGCUGUUGUAACUCAUGCACGUUUGCAUCAUAUUCGGUUUGUCUUAGAGUGGAUCUAGAUGCAAGAUUUCCCUCUUUUGAUCUUUUCAUCAAAUGAAAGGAGAUUUCAGGACGUCUCGAGUUGCUGAUGGCUGAAAAUCCAAGAAAUUAAAUGAUUUCAGUGAUUUAAAAGCAAUCUCUCCAGCAAAGGCAGGUACAAAUAUUUGUUUGGGAAAAGGUUAUUUAUGUAGCUGUAAAAUCUAAACAUUUAUCAUAUUGGAAUGAAAUAGUUCAGUCAUGCUGAACAGAUUAAGUGGUACUUAACCUGAUAUGCAUUAAAUUUAUUUUAUUGCCAGUUAAUAGAUAGUCAUACUCUGUUUUUGUUCUAUUCGAUCAGCUUUCUAACUUCUUUUUAUAACAGUAUUAAUAUUGAGUUGAUGAGGAGUGAACAGUGGAAUCUGUGAGAUCUCAGCAGUGGAGGAAGGACUUUGUUUUCUGUUUUAAGGUAUGAGGAGCUAAAACACUCAUAAAGAGAUAGACACGUCUGUCUGUUCUCACUACGGUCCUGUAAGAUUGAAUGAUUGUCUCAGGUUAAUUAGUUUUUGUUGAAACAGAUUGGAGAUGAUAUUUUUGUACGUGUGACUAAAAUCUGAUUGUUGUUUCUUGAUGGAGAGAUUGAGAUUACAUUGUGUUGAGUCCUGCAGAUGCACGACCUUAAAGAAAUAGUUGACCCAAAAAUGAACAUUUGCAGGGUGUGUUGGGUGACAAUUUUUGGAUGAACUCCCUUUAAAGCAUUAUUUCACUCUGUUUUUAUUUCUUUUGUGCAUAAAAGAGGUCCAUAUGGAUCAUGUGCCAUAUUUAAAAUCAUCUGAAGGUGUUCAGUCGCUUUUUUUUAUUUUUAUUUGUGUUCCAUGAAAUAAAAUCAUGGACCAUGAAUUAAAUUUCUACUAAA